AUGAGUCUGACCGUCGAAGGCGAGGACCGCAAUGGUCCAUCUCCAUCAGAUAAUUCCUCUACCAGCAGUGCACACAAUGAGAUAGGCGAAUUUCGUCCCUCGAAACGGACCUGGUUGAUCUUCCUAACGCUAUCAGUACUGACACUCAUGGUGGCGCUGGAUGGGACGUCCAUAUCCGUUGCCCUGCCUAUCAUCGCAACCAAGUUGAAUGGCUCUGCAAUCGAAGCUUUUUGGAGUGGAACAUCGUUUCUCUUAUGUUCGACAGUCUUCCAACCAAGUUUCGCCUCAUUCUCAAACAUAUUUGGUCGCAAACCUAUUAUCCUCAUUGCAUUGGCUUUCUUCUUCGUUGGCACGCUUGUCUCCGGCCUCUCCAAAGGGUUCACGCAGAUGCUGAUCGGCCGCUCCAUCCAAGGUGUCGGUGGAGGCGGCUUGAUCGCCUUGACUGAAAUCGUCAUCACCGAUCUUGUUCCAAUGCGUGAACGAGGAAAAUAUUUCGGUAUCCUGAGUUCGAUGUGGAGUCUCGGAUCAGUCCUUGGACCCGUCUUGGGCGGUGGUUUCUCUCAGAAUGUUUCUUGGAGAUGGAUCUUCUAUAUCAACUUCCCUUUCAUUGGCAUUGGCGCUGUCUUUAUCGUGCUAUUCUUCAAGCUCACUAGAAUUCCGGACUCUCUAGCUGCCAAGUUACGCAAGAUCGACUACAUCGGCGCUGCAUUAUUUGUUGCAUCUGCCGUCUCCUUCCUCAUCCCCGUCACCUGGGGAGGAGUCAUGUACGAUUGGAGCUCAUGGAGGACUCUGGUGCCCUUGAUCCUCGGUAUCGUCGGGUUGAUAUGCUUCAUGCUUUAUGAGACAUACGUUGCAGCUGACCCUAUGGUCCCCGUCACUGUCUUUGCCACCCGCACCGCCAUCGUCACAUACAUCGAGACAGUACUACACGGCCUUGUCCUCUGGUGCGGCCUCUACUACAUGCCACUCUACUUUGAGACGGUCAAGGAAUACUCGCCCAUCCUAUCCGGUGUAGCGCUCUUCCCACUCAGUUUCACAGUGGCUCCCAGCGCCGUUGUAGUCGGCAUCAUCACCACUUUAACCGGCAAAUACCGCUGGUCCAUCUGGGUUGGCUUCCUCCUCAGCACCGUCGGCAUGGGCCUCUUUGCAAUUCUCAAGGUGACCACCAAUGUUGUAGGUUGGAUAUUCCUGAUGCUCCCCGCCGGUGUGGGACUGGGUAUGCUCUUCCCUGGCCUGGGUUUCGCCGUCCAAGCAUCGGCCUUAAAGGGUCAUAUGUCCAUGGCCGUGGCGCUGUUUAGCUUUUUCCGUGCCUUUGGACAGGCCAUCGGUGUGGCUAUUGGAGGUGUGAUUUUCCAAAAUCGCAUGGUGAGCAAGUUACAGAAAUAUCCCGAGUUUUCUGCGCCUGGAAUUGCAGAGGCCCUGAGUAAGGACGCCGCAAAGCUGGUGCAGCUUGUUCGUGCUAUGCCAGAUGGUGCUGAGAAGAUGCAUCUCAAGGAGGCGUUCACGGGCAGCUUGAGGUUUGUCUGGAUUGUCUGCUGCGUGUUGAUGGCUGUUGGUGGGUUGUUGAGUCUAUUAACAGCAUCAUAUGACUUGAAUCAGGGAAUUGAUUCUGAUCAGACUCUGAUGGAGAAGAAAGAUCGGGAUUCGGCUGUAGAAACGGCUGUCACUUCACAGGCAUCUCUUGGCUCCGCAGAGAAGCCUUAA
This is a messenger RNA of Arthroderma uncinatum, 1704 nucleotides long. RefSeq lists its product as uncharacterized. The record is from RefSeq and is a predicted model, not a curated record. The transcript is spliced from 3 exons. NCBI's taxonomy places the organism in Eukaryota, Fungi, Ascomycota, Eurotiomycetes, Onygenales, Arthrodermataceae. Gene Ontology annotation, molecular function: transmembrane transporter activity. Gene Ontology annotation, biological process: transmembrane transport. Bases 1 to 1704 code for a protein of 567 amino acids.